GUGGAGCUCCGUAUCUCUCCUGAUGGAUUUACACGCUGUGUGCUGCAAUCUGCUCCUGCUGACAUGUUCAGGACUGGGCUUUGGCCAACAGUUGAUAUUACCUGAGAGGAUAAAUAAAGCAGUUGGGGAGAAUGUAGUGAUUACUCCAAUCCGUCUUCCUGACCUCCCUCACUACUUAAUCAGAUGGGAGUUUAAUACAACAAGCAUUGUUGUUGGAACUGAUGUACUGCCACCGUACACAGACAGAGUCAGUAUAGACACCACGACUUUAGCUCUGGAGAUCAGGAAUCUGACUGAGAAUGAUACUGGACCGUAUAUUCUGACGAUAAACACUGCUACAACUGUUGUCACCGGUCAAACCUCACUACAGGUGCUUGUUCCAGUCUCCAGUGUUACCAUUGUACCAAGCCAAACAGAGCUGGUUGAGUUUAACAGCACUGUGAGUUUCGUCUGCUCUGCGUCUGGCUCCUUUCUUUCAUUUAUUUGGCUGAAUGGCAGCUCUGAGAUAACAGCAGGGGAGCGAGUUCAGCUAACAGACAACAACAGCAGUCUGACCAUUACCAGUGUGAUCAGAGGUGACACAGGCCCAUACGAGUGUGAAGCAUCCAACAGCAUCAGCAGAAAAAAGAGUCUCCCAUUGAGCCUCAUCAUUUACUAUGGUCCUGAAUAUGUUAAUGCUUCAGCAGAUCCAGUGGGACCCUUCUACAGCUCUGGGUCUAAUCUCAUAUUGACCUGCUCAGCUGUGUCCAGUCCUGCUGCUGAGUUUCAGUGGGCUGUGAAUGGAACAGAGCUUGGUGAAAUGGGCCGAGAGCUCAAUCUGAGCAACAUUCAGAUCAGUCAGAGUGGCAAUUACACCUGCAUAGCCCAUAACAAACAGAGUCUGAGAUACUCUGUGUCUCAACCCAUCAGCAUCACUGUACUAGAUAAAGGGAAUGCAGGUGGAGACUCACUGUCUGCAGGAGCUAUAGCUGGGAUUGUUAUUGGGGUUUUAUUAGGGGUCGCUGGAAUUGCUGGUUUGAUUUUCUACUUUGUGAAAGUAAAAGAAAUGCCAAAAACAAACUCCAGAGGAAAUAACCAGAGUGGAGCAACACAUAAUGCAGGUGGACAUGAUUCAUUCUAUGAAAAUAUGGUCAGUUUCCAAAAUCAGAACCCGGGGGUGAAUGUGGGUGGAUCUGACCCUCACCCUGUUAAGGCUUCAUACUAUGAAAAUACGGUCGGUUUCCAGAAUAAGAACCCUGUGAUGAAUCAGACACCUCACUCUGUUAAUGAAGGAAUAUAUGAAAACCCCUGACAUACAGUUAGGACUCACUCAGGUCUUUGUAAAUAAUGAGGGAGUAAAGAGGACAGACGUCAUCAGCUCUGAGAAGAGUUAGUAAAUGUGUAUAUUUGGCUUCUGAUUGACAGAUGUGAAGAAGAGAAAAAACAUUAUUUGGAUUUCUUAAAUAUUUCUGUAUGAAUGGAAGCUGUCAAAGUCUGUACAUAUAACAGAUCUGAUAGAUGAGAAUGUAUAAAAGAUGAUUAGAUGAUCUUUGUCAUUGUGAUUUAAUGAUUUUUGGGGAAAAAAAUCAUUGUAUUAUUUCUGUAUUCAUUCUUAUUUAUUGUACUUAAAAUAAUGUAUAU
Hemibagrus wyckioides is the source of this 1620-nucleotide messenger RNA. RefSeq names its product carcinoembryonic antigen-related cell adhesion molecule 8-like. The record is from RefSeq and is a predicted model, not a curated record. Lineage: Eukaryota; Metazoa; Chordata; Actinopteri; Siluriformes; Bagridae. Bases 23 to 1291 code for a protein of 422 amino acids. The transcript is spliced from 11 exons.